AUGGAAGCACAAAUAUAAUCAAUUGAAGCAGCUGCUUAGCACCAACAAACUAGUCUAAUACAGAGCAAGAUCAAUCAGCUCAAGAAUUCCCAGUCUCUGGUGCCAUUCUCAGACGAAGAUUUCGUGAUGAUUCAGAAGGAGAUUAACAGUUCACUGAAUGUGCCCAUACCUGAGAAAAAGCAAGAUUUCAAAGCAUUCAAAAGCAGAGUUGAUCAAAUUCAAAGCAAGAUUAGCAAUUUCUCUUCCAAUUUCAUCAAGCGAAUUUUCCCAUUCAAAAAAUAGCAGCCCAUCUAGCAGAGUGAUCAAGUAACUUAAGGAUAAUAAGGAGAAAGGCAGUAAUCUUAGCAUGUAAAACUAGACCAGAACGGAUUCAUCUUCAUAGAUGACUACCAAAAUGAACUUAGUAAACUGGAUUGGAUUUAAUUAUACAAAAUGAAGAAAUUUGCAUUUACUCAGGACAGAGAACUCUACCCCCAAGUUAAGUACCAGGUAUUCCAAGGACUAAGUUCUUUACCUUCUUAAGACAGAUAAGCCGCUUGGCUACUUCUCCUCGGUAUCGAUACUAAAAGCGAGUAAUACAGAACUUAUCAGGAACUUUAUUAUGAUUUCUUGUGUACGUAAUGUGAGCGAGGUUCAGAACAGGAGUAUAUUGAGAACUUGAUUGAUAAAGACAUUCACAGAACAUUUGCCGAAUAAAAAAUGUUUACUGAGCAUCCCAAAAGUGGAAGGAACAGACUAUUCAACUUGUUAAAGGCUUAUUCUCUUUAUGACACAGAUGUUGGCUAUAUGCAAGGCAUGAAUUUCAUUGCGUGGUUGGUACUUAAGAAUUUUGGAGAGGACGAUGCUCUUGCAUUUGCAGUAUUUGCCAGAAUACUUAAGAUAAACGAAUGGAAAAGACUUUAUAUCUAAGACACACCAAAGCUCUUUGAAAUGAUCCCUGUAAUUAAAUCAUUUUUAAUGAAGAGACUGCCUAAACUUGAUUAAAAGCUAACUGAGAACUAAGUACCUUUGGAACCAUUAUUAGCAGCCCCGUUUAUCACAAUAUUUGCUAAUUUAAUAGAAAUAGAAGAUGCAGAAAGAGCGCUUGAAAGAUUCAUGCUGUUGGGCGAAAAUUAUGUUAUUGAUACUUUGAAAAAUAUGUUCACUGUUCACAAGGAAAUACUCAUGGAGAUGGACGCAUGGGAUCUGCAAGUGUUUAUAGGUAGGAAAAUGUUCUAAGCUUCUAUUGAAAAUGGAACGUUUUUCCUAUCACAUACACAUCAUAAAUGA
This is a messenger RNA of Stylonychia lemnae, 1269 nucleotides long. The record is from the annotation of a GenBank genome assembly. Lineage: Eukaryota; Ciliophora; Spirotrichea; Sporadotrichida; Oxytrichidae.